UGACACACAAGCAUGAGUUGUAUUCCGUCGUGUUAUCAACAACCUACCAGCUGAUACAAAGCUAUAUAAAGACACGAACCAAGCAGUUAAGCUUUGUAUUCACUCAGACAGCGAAGAGAAGGGAACGGAGUCAAAUGUUCAAAAACUGUGUGGAUGAUUAAUAAUUUCGGAGAUGAAGGGCAAGGAGGUCAGUAAAGUGUCUGAGUCGGAGGCUGAGACCGUCCAGGUUAUUAUCAAUGGCUCACCUUUUACAGUUGAUGCCAAUAUUUCUCCAACAACGAAACUGGUAGAUUUCCUGCGAACUACAGCAGGACUGACGGGCACAAAGGCACUCUGUCGAGAAGGAGGGUGUGGUGCCUGUACAGUGGUGGCUACAGUGCCAGAUCCAGAGAAUGAGGGGCUAUCGAAGAGCUUUAGCAUUCAGUCUUGUCAGCAGCUCGUGUACGCGUGUAACGGCUGGAGCAUAGAGACAGUGGAACACCUCGGGGAUCGUUACAAUGGUUACCACCCUAUACAGCAGUCUUUGGCAGGCUUCUACGGAACCCAGUGUGGUUAUUGUUCUCCGGGAAUGGUCAUGACUAUGUACGGGCAGCAAAAAUCGUCAGGAACUUUAACUGCAUCUCAGGUGGAGAAGUCCCUAGAUGGAAAUCUCUGCAGGUGUACUGGAUACCGUCCGAUUCUUGAGGCUUUUAAGGCGUUGGCUGAUGAUGGAGCUCAGACGCUCAAAGACAAGCUGGUUGAUAUUGAGGAUGCAUUUAAGACUACGUGCCCAAAGACUGGCAAAUGUUGCACAGGAAGUUGCAGCUCAAAAAAGACCGCUGCCAUUCCUGCUAAAGAGAGGGAGAUCACAGUGCAAGGAGUCAAGUGGUUUUAUCCAACAAGUCUUUUGAGCCUGUACAGCAUCUUGGACCAACUAACUGAGGGGGAGAAAGUGCGCAUUGUUGGUGGUAAUACAGGACAAGGUGUGUACAAAAAUGACGGCCCUUUUGAUGUAUACAUUGAUGCUCGCAAUGUGCCAGAAUUCCAUACAGUAGGGGAGAGCCCUGGGGAAUUCACUCUGGGGGCUCAUGUGAGCUUGAAGAGAGCAAUCGAGGUCUUUGAACAGGCCGCAGGAAACCCAGGAUUCCAACACCUACAGGAGCUCGCUAAACACUGGGGAGUCGUGGCCAAUGUUGCCGUGAGAAAUGCUGGCUCCAUUGCUGGAAACCUGAUGAUGAAGCACACCCAUCCAGAAUUCCCCUCGGACAUAUUCCUGACCCUUCUAGCAGCCGAUGCACAGCUUGCCAUCGGGAACUCCCAAGAUGCCUCAGUUGUUUAUGUCUCACUGGAGGAUUUUUUGCUGACGGACAUGCAGAAGAAAGUGGUCAUAGCUGUGAAAUUGCCGUCUCUGGCUGCCGACAUCCAGAUCAGAAGCUUCAAAAUCACUCCACGUGCUGUCAAUGCGCAUGCCUACGUUAAUGCAGCCUUUCGGUUCCAAGUUGACGAAAACGAUGGCUUUUUAGUCAAGUCAAAGCCUUUGGUGCUUUACGGCGGGAUUAAUCCAACUUUCAUUCAUGCAACUGGUACGGAGGAAUUCCUCAUUGGACGUCGGCUUACAGAGCAAGGCUUGAUGACAGAAGCUGCAGGGAUCCUGGCCACAGAGGUUCUCCCAGAUUCCUUACCUCAGGACUCCUCACCAGCGUACCGGCUGUCACUAACACAGAGUUUGCUCUAUAAGGCGGUCAUAAGCAUAGUGGGAAGCGAAGCAUCAUUGCAGAAUCAAAGUGCGGCUACUCUGAUUGAGCGGCCAGUCUCUUCCUCAAAGCAGACUUUUGACGAGAACCUGGAGAUGUGGCCUGUUGGGAAGCCAGUCCCCAAAGUUGAAAGCAUUAUGCAGGUGGCAGGAGAGGCUACCUUUACUAAUGAUCAACCUACACAGCCCCAUGAACUGCACGGUGUUUUCAUUCAGUCAUCUGUUGGUUCAGCUGAUAUUGUGUCCAUUGAUACAUCUGAGGCACUCAGCUUACCUGGAGUGGUGGCAGUAGUUACAGCUGCAGACAUACCAGGUGUUAAUGACUUUGCUGCAGAAGCUGGUACAGAGGCAGAGAAAGUUUUUGCAAGUGGUAAGGUCUCAUAUGCAGGACAGGGCCUUGGUUUAGUCAUCGCCGAGAGCUAUGAAGUCGCAAGUCAGGCUUCAGAGAUGGUCAAGGUCGAGUAUGCAAACGCUCAGAAGCCAAUCCUGACAAUAAAGGAUGCACUGGAAAGUGGAAAUAUACAACCAGACUACAAUCUCAUCACGGGGAAGAGGGAGCCCGUGAUAGUGGGUGAUGUUGAAGCUGGUUUCAGAGCAUCGCCACAUGUCAUCGAGGGAGAAUUCGACAUGGGUUUCCAGUUCCACUUCCCACUUGAGCCCAUGGCUGCCCUUGUAACGCCCAUUGAAGACGGAUAUGACGUUGUUGUUACAUCCAUUUGGCCAGCCGAGGUCCAGUCAUCGAUUGCACAGGUCCUUGGUAUUGAUGCUAAUAGCAUCAAUACAGCAGUGAGGCGCGUUGGAGGUUCGUUUGGGGGGAAGAUCAGCCGAGCCCACAUGGUUAGCACAGCUGCUGCUGUCGGGGCCUGGAAAACCCAUCGUCCUGUUAGGGUUGUGCUCGAUCUUAAGACAUUCAUCACUCUCAUUGGCGGACGAGAUCCCUUUUACUCCAAGUAUAAAGUUGGCUUUGAUGAUUUCGGCAAACUAGAGUCCGUUGACUUAGACAUUGUAUCUGAUUCGGGCUGUUCUGCCAAUGAAGCUUCUGCUGGUCUUGGUGCGGCUUUUGUUAACAAUGCGUAUUACUCUCCGAACUGGCUUCUCAAACCCUUCGUCGUAACAACCAACACGCCCUCAAACACAUACAUGAGGUCACCAGGUAUUUUCCAAGGCAUAGUGACAAUAGAGAGUAUAAUGGACCACAUUGCCCAUUACCUGGGAAGAGACCCGCUGCAGGUGAGGGAGGUCAACUUAGCUCCUGCAGGUGCUGAGCGACCAUCAGCUGACCCGAUUGUGAGAAACGUGUUUCAGGAGGACAUCCUUCCCUUGCUGAAGGAGAGCGCAGAGUAUGAACAGAGGCUGGCAGAGGUGGAUGCCUUUAAUCAGGCUAACAGAUGGCGCAAGAGGGGUAUCGCCAUCAUGCCCAUGUGCUUCAACCUUGGUUAUCCCGACUUCCGUUAUGGGGUGUUGGUUAACAUCUACAGCCAUGAUGGAACCGUGUCCAUUGCGCACGGUGGCAUCGAAAUGGGGCAGGGACUAAAUACAAAGGCUGUCCAAGUAGCGUCAUACAUUCUGGGAGUGCCAGUGGCCAAGAUAAAGGUCAAGGCAACCAGCACAACCACCAAUGCCAAUUCGUCCCACCAGGGUGCCACUGUUUGCUCGGAUAUUGUGCUCUUGGGUCUCAAGAAGGCCUGUGAAAACCUCCGGGCACGGCUGGAUUCUGCAAGAAAGAAGCUCAGUGAGGAAGGCAAAGGAGAUGUCAGUUGGGCUGAGCUGGUCAGGAUAUGCAAGAAUUCUGAUGUCGAUCUCAGUGAAAGAAUUUGGACUAAGAUGGCCGAGUACCCUAAUGCCUACGACAUCUGGGGAGGAUCUUGUGCAGAAGUAGAAGUUGAUGUUCUCACAGGACAGUACCUAAUACGCCGAGUGGACCUCAUAGAAGACUGUGGCAAAAGUCUGAGUCCCUACAUAGACAUCGGUCAAAUCGAGGGGGGUUUUGUCAUGGGGUUAGGCUUCUGCACUUCGGAGAAAGUUAAAUUCAACUCGGAGACGGGAGAAAAGUUGUCCAAUGGAACGUGGGAGUACAAACCCCCAUCAGCAUUAGACAUCCCAGUUGAUUUGCGGGUGACGAUCCUCCCCAACUCUUCCAACACAAGUGGGGUACUACGGGCUAAGGCUACGGGAGAACCACCUCUGAACCUGGCCUUUGCUGUGGUGAUGGCAUUGCGAAAGGCCAUCAGUGCUGCUCGUGCACACCGCUCAAGGGUGGAAUGGUAUAAGAUUGACACGCCCCUAACAGUGGAGCAGAUACAGCAGCUUUGUCUGGUGGACCCUCAAGACUUUUCUGUCUAGGUUGUGAUCUUUGCCGGGAAGUUACUCUCAUCAUGUGCACGUUACGGUGGAAAGACAAAGAAUGGCUGAGGGAAAUGAGGAAAAUCAGCUUCAGUAUUUGAUGAUUUUAAGAAUGGAAUAGGCAACAUGGAAUAGACACCUGAUUUUAGGUGUGGUGAUACUUGUAAAAUCUAAAAGAGAAACAAGGAAUUACUAUAGACUAGUGUUUAUUCUUAUUUACUGAUUUAGAAUGGUAUUUUGGUAACUCAGAAGUGAUUUGGAUACCUUAACUUUUCUAGAAUAAAUUAAAUGAUGUAGAAUUGUAUAAUAGUACAAAAAUAAUGAUGAUGAGAGAGGAAUGAUAUUAAAAAUUAUAAGAUAACAUUAGAUAGUUUAAAAAUAUUAUAUUGCAAAUAGUUAACUUGCUGGUUGAAAUUAAAGCUGAUUCUGCUAUUAAAUGGAAACAUGUGGACCAAGAAUGAUGCAUCUACAUAACAUAAAGAAAUAUUCAAUAAAAAUUAUUUUGUUGAUUAUUAAAAAAAACAAAAACAUAUGGUUUAUAGAAAUUUUAACUGAUAUUACAUUAAAAAUAUAUAUCCAUUGAUAAUUUGUUAUAUCUGCAAAAUAUGUAUGAUUUUAUAGAGGAAUAA
Molecule: messenger RNA, 4704 nt
Organism: Penaeus chinensis
Lineage: Eukaryota; Metazoa; Arthropoda; Malacostraca; Decapoda; Penaeidae
Product: indole-3-acetaldehyde oxidase-like
Exons: 27
Coding region: 173-4075 (1300 amino acids)
Molecular function (GO): oxidoreductase activity; FAD binding; 2 iron, 2 sulfur cluster binding
Source: RefSeq, a predicted model, not a curated record